Molecule: messenger RNA, 936 nt
Organism: Teleopsis dalmanni
Lineage: Eukaryota; Metazoa; Arthropoda; Insecta; Diptera; Diopsidae
Product: inactive hydroxysteroid dehydrogenase-like protein 1
Exons: 5
Coding region: 1-888 (295 amino acids)
Cellular component (GO): endoplasmic reticulum
Molecular function (GO): oxidoreductase activity
Source: RefSeq, a predicted model, not a curated record
AUGCUUAGUUAUCUUGCAAAAGUUAUAUUUUUAAUAGGUGUUUAUGCACUUUAUCGUUAUUUGUCUAUAAAUCUAAAACCUAUAUACAAAUUAAUACGCGACAUUAUAAAAGAAAAAUUUCUAGGACAUACACUUGAAGGUCUUACUGAUAGAUACGGUAAAUGGGCAGUAAUUACCGGUUCCACAAAUGGUAUCGGUAAACUAUAUGCUAAAGAACUGGCUUGCAAUGGAUUUAAUGUAGUGCUUAUCUCAAAAAUGGAAUCCAAACUAAAAAUACUAGCAGCUGAUAUAGAAGAAGAAUUCAAAGUGCAAGUAAGAAUUAUAGUAGCUGAUUUCUCAAAAGGAUUGGAAACAUUCAAAAAUAUCGAGCAAGUUCUGGACACAAUUCCAAUCGGAUUAUUUGUGAACGCCUUUGGAGUGGCAGUUUAUGAUGUUGGAAAUAUGUGUUCUCUUACCAGAGAAGAACUAACAGUUAUACUGAAUACUAAUAUUGAAGCGGUAACAGAAUUGUCACGUUAUUUCUUACAGCGCAUGUAUUGCACUAACAGUAAAGCAGCUAUUGUCAAUAUAUCUUCCUGUUUGGAGAUUUAUAGUACUCCUUUUAGCGCACUUUAUGAUAUCACAAAGAUCUAUAAUCGAAAAUUAACUUUGGCCUUACAACAGGAAUCUCGCCGUUUUAAAGUUCAUGUGCAACACGUAUUACCAUGUUUGGUGCCUACAAAAACUAUACAAAUCUGUAAUGCUAUUUUAAAGGAUUCUAAAUUAUUCACUCCAGAUCCAGAAGCAUUUGUUCAUUGGGCUGUAUCAACAAUAGGUCGACUAGAUGAAAGCACGGGUCAACUUUGGUAUGCCGAUCAGUUUUUUAGGUGGCUAAGUCAAGUACUUUAAUGGCUAAACUGCAACGUUUAUUGCUGAAUAAAAAGAAAGAGAGCGCCA